UCAGGAUAAAACGAAUACUAUAGGAUUUUCACUGAGCUGUAACUGGAGAAGAAAACACACUUGAUCAAGAAAAAAAUUUAUAUCAUUUUAUAAACUGCAACAUUUACUAAGGAAUUCACACAUAAAAUGGCUGCUUUAAAACUUGCUGUUGCUGUAGUCAUGACAGUUGUUGCUAUUGGUUACGGUGGAAAAUACACAGGAGAUAAGAUAUUAAGAAUCAUCCCUACCAGUCGCCAGGACAUCAAAAUUUUAACCGAACUUGAGGAAGCACAGCCAAUCAAGCUUGAUUUUUGGAAGUACCCAGACAAUGUUGGCAAACCUGUGGAUAUCCACGUUCAAUCCCAAGAUUUUGCUAACUUUACAGAAAUAAUGCAGAAUAUAGGAAUAAAGUUCAAAGUACUCGCUGCAGAUUUGCAGGUUUUGAUGGACCAACAGAAUGACAUUGUUCAUUAUGCAGAUGAACAUUCCCACUGGUUUGUUCGAUACCAUCCAUUAAAGGAGAUCGAAGCUAAGAUACGUCACCUUGUUAACAAGGCCGAUGAAAGAGCUGAACUCAUUCCUAUUGGGAAAUCCUUUGAAAAAAGAGAUCAGUUGGCAGUAAARAUCAAAGGUGCUCCUCAAAACAACAAGCCAGUAAUGUUUAUCAACUGUGGAAUACAUGCCCGUGAGUGGGUGGCACCGGCAACCUGUAUCUACAUGCUUGAACAGUUUGUAAAUGAAUAUAACACCGAUGCAACAAUAAAGGCAACAUUAGAUAAAAUGGAUUUUAUCAUUCUACCUGUCUUUAACCCUGAUGGAUACGUUUACUCCUGGACAAAUGAUCGCUUGUGGAGGAAAAAUCGCAGGCCGACUAGUAACCCGAAAUGCGUUGGUACUGAUUUGAACAGAAACUUUCCCUUCCAAUGGGGAUCCGAUUCUGGUUCAAGUUCAUUGCCAUGCAGUGAGAUAUACAGAGGAGACGGACCAAUGUCAGAGGUUGAGGUUAGGAACGUGGUGGAGUAUCUUAAAGCCCUAGUCCCACACGUCAAAGGAUAUCUUGAUAUUCACUCGUACAGCCAGUUAUGGAUGUUACCAUGGGGAUACAAAAAACAAGUCACUCAGGAUCACGUGGAGCUGGCCCAAGUGGCAAAAGUUGCUGUCCAGGCAAUAAAGACCGCUGGUUUUAACACUGAAUAUCAAACGGGCUUAUCUUCCAAUCUGCUAUACCGCACUUCCGGUUCAACAAAAGAUUUCACAUAUGGCACACUACACAUCAAAUAUUCUUACGUAUUGGAGUUAAGAGAUAAUGGCAAUCAUGGAUUCUUGUUGCCUCAGAGCCAGAUUCUUCCCACAGCAAUGGAAACCUUCGCUGGAAUAAAAGCAAUGGUUGCAAGUAUGGACCUUACUCAAGGAUAAACGCCCUGUCUUUUUUAUUUCACUUCUUUUUAAAAUUCUUUAUAUUUUCUUUUGGGCAGCAAUAGGGUAGCUAGAAUUUUGUAUCCCAAAAAUAAGCUUCUCAAUCUAAUAGGCCACCAUACUGUAUCCUUUUACUUACCGCCUUAAAUAAAACAAUUGUGAAUCAAAA
This is a messenger RNA of Actinia tenebrosa (Australian red waratah sea anemone), 1564 nucleotides long. Its product is annotated as carboxypeptidase B. NCBI's taxonomy places the organism in Eukaryota, Metazoa, Cnidaria, Anthozoa, Actiniaria, Actiniidae. Gene Ontology annotation, molecular function: zinc ion binding; metallocarboxypeptidase activity. Gene Ontology annotation, biological process: proteolysis. The record is from RefSeq and is a predicted model, not a curated record.